Messenger RNA from Heterotrigona itama, 471 nucleotides. Lineage: Eukaryota; Metazoa; Arthropoda; Insecta; Hymenoptera; Apidae. The record is from the annotation of a GenBank genome assembly.
AUGAAGAUUUACAUUCUGGCAGGAUCCACAGUAAACAAAAAGAAAUUGAAUGAAAUUUCGAAACAUAGUAGCAUCGUCCAGACUCUUCUGAGUGCAAGGGCUUCGCCAAAUAUCGUUCACUCUAAUACAGGUAUCACGCCACUGCAUAUUGCAUCUAUGCUAGGAAGUCUCGGAAGCGUCGGCGACGGAAACGUUACUAAACGCGUGGCCUUGUCAUCGGUGCAAAAGAUUAAUGUUAACUGUUCUUCAUUUCGCCAGUGCGGAUACACAUCAUUGCAUAUAGCAGCUCUGAAAAGUCAUUCGGAAUGUCUACAAAUGUUAAUCGACAACGGUGGCAAUUUACUCGCGAAAACCGAAACUGGACUUACGGUGAUUGAUUUUAUAUUCGUCAAAAUACGGCAGCCAAUCUCGUUUCCAUCUUCGUGCGUUAUAAUGGAUUCCAGAGAUCACACGAUAAUAAAAACAGCGUGA